CCUGAAUCAAGUUCUUCAGGCCAGACGUGGUGAGUUUCCAUGAUCUCCAACUGCAAAAUGCAAUCUCAAAAAGAUCCUAGUCUUGGGAAACUAGGCUGGUUUUUCCGAGGCAAGCGUCACCAAGACAGUUUGUGGUCUUGGGUUGUGUGUUUUUCAGCAAUGAAUUGUAAUGCCCUUGGCCUUGGCCUUGCUCUUAGCUACGGAGUUCUGCUUCCUGCGUUAAUGGGCUAUUUUGAUGAGACAAGAGAAAGAACUGGUGAGUGAUGAAGAUCAUUUUAACUUCUUUAGCUGGCGAUCACAUAAAGGUGUAUGUAGUCUAAGAUCCGAUUGAAUGGCAGUUGAGUGGAGCUUCGCUUAACAUCACUGACAAUUGAUGAUCGAAGUAGUGGAAUGUUUGAAUAUCACAAUAAAUGGGCGGAUUUAGAGUUGCGGCUUUGCAAUAAGGGGUCCGUGGCGCCCCGGUAUGUCUGAGAUUGUGUUUUAAAAUUUAAAAUUUACUUUAUUUAUCUAGUCAUAUUUGUUUAAUUAAUCAGUUCUAAUUUAAAUUUUGAAUGUUUUGGCUGUUCUGGGGACGAGAAGUGAGAGGUCAAUUAUUUUGCGCCACAUACGAGAUUUUGAGCAAAACUAAGCCAAGUGAGCAAUGCUGUGGAAUAUUUAAAUCGAGCAGACAUUAAGUUCUUUAUAUUCCCUACAUUGUUUAUGGUUGAUUUAUGUUAUUGGAAGAUUUUAGUCAGCUAUCAGCAAAACUUCACUAUGGUUUUCUCUUUUCUUCGAGGUUUAGUGCUGAAAAAUUAAUUGGAUGAUUUUUCUGGGGAAAAAGAGCUGGCGUGAAUGUGAAGCGAGCGAGCACGUGACUCUCUACACGUUCCUGUGUUACGUAACUAGCAAGUUUAAGCAAGUAAAACGCCUGUAGCAAGUUUUAAGAUUCGAGGUCAUUAGUAAAACUAAACAAACGGUAAGUACAGAACAAAAGCUUUUGCUUGUGCUUUAUGCUUAGUAUAUUUCUCCAGCGAUUAAUCUUAACAUAGAGAUUAAAUCACGAAUAAAAUUGAAAAACGACUCUUGACAACAGCAUAGGUAAGCCUAAAAGCAGAGCUCCUUGGAAACAUUUACUUGAAACCCAACUUUAAGCCACUGUAUGCAAAUUAAUUAAACUGGUUGACCUUAAUCGUAGCAGAACUUAGUUCAAAUGGCAUAGUCUGCGUUUCGGUUCGUUGUAUGUGGGAAGUCUUAGUGACUCCUUAACUAGCUACGACUUCCUGCAUAGUCAUUUUAACCUCCUGACCAAAUGUCACAUUUUCGAUUUAACUGGCGUUCCUUUUUUUUUUUUUCUGCCCUUACUGUCUCCGCUUUUUUUCCCUUUUUGCAGAUGUCAUGCAUGCCACGCCACGAGCCUGUAACCUCGUUAUUACGGCGCUUUCUUAGCUCCAACUGAGCUCUUUGUUGUUAGCACUGUCAGACGCACCUCUAGGGCAUCACGGUCUGUUGAAUACCUUUAAAUAAAAAUAUUGACGACUACAGAAGCACUGUUUUUGAAGUCGGAUAACAAAGAUGUAUAAUAUGUAUUUUGCUGAAAACUAUUUAUGUAUUAGUGAUGUGUACGUUCUCACGUGCUUGAAUAAAACAAGUAAGUUUUAAAAAGCGUUUAUGAAAACGUUGUUAAGUGUGAAAUAAUUCUAAAAAUAUUUUUCGGGCCUUAAGCUUCGCGGCUUAAAAAUCAGUACGUAAAUAAUUCGCGUUACUCUAAGCCUUCAUAAACUAAUCAACUAAGAUUACAGUGUAGUGCAGCGGUAACAAAAAUACUGUUAAUUUCAAUGUUCAUUAAGAAGCUUAAAAAGGAUGUAGAAUGAGUCAUUAAUUGUUUUAGCAGGACCGGUUAGAGACGCGGCAACUGCGAGUCGACUCAGUAGCAAGCCACUCUAUCAUUUGGACGUUAUAUUAGAGAGUUUAAGAUACCACGACGGCGACGGCGACGGCCUCGAAAACGUCGCUUAAAAAGUGAAUUUGCGUCCUUUCAAUCUCUUAAUUCAAAUUACUCGCUCCAACACAUUUACUUUGCCAAUUGCAAGCGAACUCUUUUCGAACCGAAUUCCUACUAACCAUAUUUCAAGUUCUGAAAAAGAAAAAAAAAUUAAGCCGUCGGCUGUUUACGUCCUCCAUGGAACGUGAAAUUAGGCAUUUUCACGUCGUAGUCGUGCAAUGACGGCAAAGAAAAGUACAAAAAAGCGUGAUGCACGUGCAGAGUUGUUGUUUUAGCUAUUCAACCUAUUGCUGUUUUGACUUUCUCGUUGUCGUCGCCGUCGUGGUCUCUUAACGUCCCUAUUGUUGGUUUUCACACAUUACGUCACCAAAAAUCAAACUAAAAAACUAUCGAUCCUACCGAGAUUUUACUUUCACGAUGCAUUAGAGCAGCUGAAAACUAAUUUUCACACAAAUUUUCGCUUCAAAAGGGUUCUUAGUUUUGUGAUAGGGUACGCUUGAAUUUCUAAGCUUUUGCGUGACGCGGCAUUUACAUGACGGCCAAGAGAGCUGUCAUGUAGGUUAAAAAAAUAACUUAUUGCAGAAAAUUUUGCUAUCUAAACAGUUCAUGUAUUAGAGAAAGUAUUACUUUAAUGUUUUUGAGUUUCUCGAAAAAUAAAUUCACGCUUUUGUAGCAAAACUCGGUAACAGAUAUGUUUUGGCUGGUUUCCGUUCGCCAUGUUGGAGCUCAUCCAGGUGAUCGUAUUUCGUAUCUAAUAUGAUAGAGGCGUCAAUUUUCGCCCAAUCAUGUCAUCAUAUUAGGGCGAGAAAUUUAAUUAAAAGAGCGGUGUGCAACAAAAUGCACGGGUCUGGUUUUGGCUAAAAUUAUUAAUUUGCGGUAGUUGACGGCAAAACUUUUACGAUGAUGGAUACUCAACUGGAUGAUUACGUAACUGCGUAACAACCAGACGCUACGCAUUUUUUAACUUCCGGAACGCUGAGGCUUGUGAUGAAUGAAAAGUUCUCACGCUCGGCUAACCCAAACACGUCUACAAUUUGGUUGUUUAAUUCUCUGGUGAUGGGCUUGUUAGUCAUUAGUUGUAGCCGAAGAGCUUAGAAGUAAGACGCUGUUUCUGCAAGAGAAUAAAGUGUUGUGAAAGAUCAUAGGGUUCUGGAUGGUACCACUCGUUAAUUGGCUGGGCGAGUACGGUUCCAUACAGCUCCCACGAUUUAUAUACCGGACGUAGGAGCUAAACUGUAUGUUAUAUUGGCGGGAAAAGGAGAUGAAGUGAAAACAAGAAUAACAGGAAUUAUAAUAGCCUGCGAGCAAGCUCUCCUAUUUGGGCAAGCGAAGCGAGCCUCGCGAGAACGCGCGAGCGAGGGGCCGAGGCUUCUCCGCUCGCUUGCGCGUUCUCGCGAGACCCGUUUCACUCGCCCAAACAGGAGAGCUUGCUUGCAGGCUAGAAUUAUAAUAGUAACAAGAACAAUAAUAAUUAUAUAGUAGCCAAUCAGAUGGGUAGUUCAGUUUGAAGAUGUAUCAUUAUUAUCUUUUGUUCGCAGUCAGCAGUUUGUUUCAACCCAGUUGCAUAAAAACCUGAAAAUCUAGUUAGAAACUUGAUAGCAGUUUAAUAACAUAACCAAAUGCAUGCAAGCUUAUACCCAAAGAAAGAUUUGUGUACUACGCGAACAUUUAACAGUACUUGAAAGAUCCCACUGAGUCGCCCUAAUCAAGUUCUCCAGGUCAGACGCGGUGAGUUCUGAUCUCAGACUGAAACAUGCAUACUCAGGAGGAUCCUAGUCUUGGGAAACUAGGCCAGUUUUUCCGAGGCAAGCGUCACCAAGACAGUUUGUGGUCUUGGGUUGUUUGUAUUUCAGCAAUGAUUUGUAAUGCUCUUGGCCUUGGCUUUGCUCUUAGCUUCGGCGUUCUGUUACCUGUGUUAAUGGACUAUUUUGGCGAGACAAGUGAAAGAACUGGUGAGUGAUAAAUUAAAAUACUGUUAAUUUCCUUAGUGAUCACUCUACAUGUGUAUGUGAUCUCAUUAAGGCAGGAGCGUAGCUCAUCCUCUUACGUACGGCUGAAAUCUGGAAAAAAUAUAUUUUUUAUUUCCCUAAGUAUUUUUAUCGUUUAAUCGGUAUGAGUGAUGAAUUUUUCUCAAUAUAGUGGUAUCUUUGUGUUUGUGUUUUGCUUUUUUUAACCUUUUAUCUCUGAUUCCAUAAACCGAUGGCAAGAAAGGUUAGUGAGGCGAGAAACGAAAAAUGCACUCUUCCCUGUCCCCACUCAGCAAUUUCCUUUCCUAAUUUUAAAAUGUCCCUCGGAAAACAUAGGAAAUGACAUUUUCAACACCCUAACUUUUAAAAAUUUUCUGGGAAAACAUAACCAUAAAUUCCCCACUUGUUUGGAGCGCCUUCAAAAUCUCACGCUACGCCGGGCCCCUGUAAGACCCGAUUAAAUUCACGUUUGCGGUUUGGCGUAAACGUGAAUCUUAUUAGAGACCUUUAGCAUCACGUUUUUGUCACCUGACAACGGCCUUCAGUUUGCAGUUGCGGUUUGAACCGUACGAAGGGCUACCAGCGGUAAGUGACUUACGGCAAGGUUUUUUGCCACUAAAACUUGCACAGUCUCGCGUUUUAAGGUACGAAGUAGCUUUUUAUAUCCGUUUGCGAUGUGUUUGUUAGAUUUUUGAUCUCGAAUCAAUGAAUUAUUCCUGUUCUUUGGGCGAUAAAAGAUCAUAAAAGUGAGGCACUUUGACUUGAUGAAAAACAACAUGGCGGCACUAAACAAUGAACGCGUUGUGCAAAUCGAUGUAAUAUUCCCUUCUGCCGUUCUAACAUAAGAAAGCUUUCUGUUCCAAUCCAAUCCAAUCCAAUCCAAUUUUUCCCUAUCUUGUUACUGAAUCAACUAACUCAAUCGGCUCCUGAGUCAGGCUCUGUUUAGUUCCCCUUUUUAACGUAUCACUCCGCGAAUUUUCAUUUUAUUUUAUUUAUUUAUUUGUAACUGGAGAGCCCAGGCUUCAUAAGGCCUUCUGGUUUCUUCUGGGCUCCCUCGGCAACUUACAAUUCCCAUACGUAUUCUUGUAUUGUAUUAUAUUUUGGCUAAUUAAAAAUGAACUGAACUGAACGCCUUGCUAAAAUUUGAAAUCUUGGUAACCUGAAACUGCAAACGCGUAACUGCAAACUGCGCUUUGCGGUUUCCCAAGAAAAACCUGAUGCUAAAGGUCUCUAAUCUCUCUAAUGUUUCCCGGGGUAAUCAAAGAGCUGUCAGUGAGCGAGUAUGUGAACUUACAGCUUCCUGAGUUAUUUCAUUGGAGCGUUUAAGAAAAGCGCCUGCAGCAUUAGAUUCACUUUUAUUUAAUUUGAGACCAAUCCAAAACAAAGCCUUUCCUUGGGCUCUAUUUUUAGUACAUUUCUCUAUUGAUGUACUGGACGUACGAUAUUUAUGUAAUUACGAAAGAAAACAGACACUCAAUAUAGUUAUUUGACCAGACCUAAAGACAAUUUACUUCUAAUCAAUUGCAUAAAAGGAAAUGUAACUAGACAACCUUAAAACCGACAGCAAACUUUGGUGUAGAGGCACAGCUGUGCGUGCUGCUUUGACGCUCUGAAGCUUACGGGUUCCCUAAACUGCACGCAAACCUUAAAAUUCUACCGUUGUUCAUUGUGAAUUGAUUUCACAGGCUUACGUCUUCCCGUAGAAAAACUAAAAGAUAAUAUACGAGAAAUGCCAACAAAAACAACCUAAAAGAUUUUUUUAGUAAGGGACGGACCAUCGGAAAUAACCGGAAGUGGGGUGACAAUAUCCGAAAAAAAAAAAUUCCUGCAAGGGAAACUUGUCUGAAAAAAAAAACCUGCAAGCGGUGAUACCUAAAAACAAUAAGUCAAAUGUGUAACAGUAGCUUAGCUCGUAUGAUUAUGUAACGUAACGAUUUCUCUAGGUCACGCAUGUUGAUUACAUAACGUGUAAUAUAUCACGUGCGGUAUUGCGGUAUUUUACUCCACCACAUGCUUUGGUAGUAAUGGCUGAAUAAACUGCUUGAGUUGAACUACUAGUCUAUUUACAAUAUGCCCUAGGAAAAAAUUCUUGCAGACAAGCGGGCUUUUAAAAAAAAAUCAUGCAUCAAAAAUUUUUCCCCCCAACUCCGGUUAUUUCUAAUGCUCCGUCCCUAAAGCAAGUCGUUGACAUCUUUAAAGGAGCAGUGUCACAAAAGCGAAAACUGCAAUCAAAUUUUAAAAGAUAAAAGGAAAUUAUAAAUAACAUAGCAAAUAUUGGAAAAGUCAAGGAUAUACAAACUUGAAGAUUUAAAUGGAUUGCAAUUAUGGUUUUUGAAACCUCUCCAGCCUAACAGUCCUUCAAAUUUCAUUUUUGUUAGUCUGUAACAUUUCAAUACUUGGGAGACACUUGUUUUAGACGAAGCAGAGAUUUUGCGAUUUACAUGCAAGUAAUUUUCUGGACGAUAAAUUCUAAAGGGAAUAAGGCCGCAUAUUUGACAAUAGAGACUUUAAGGUCCAAAGACGCGUCGGCAACAAGAACGUCGCUAAAAAAGUGAAUUUGCGUUUUUUCAGUCUUUAUCGCGAUUGUUCCUUCCCACUUGCUUUGUCUGUCAGGCAAACCCUUCUGAAAUUGAAUUCCAAGGGAUCAUAUCAAAGUUCAGAAAGAGAAAUAAUAUUUCGUCUUUGCUUGUUUAAGUUUCCCAUAAACGCAAAUUUAGGCCCCGUCCACACAUAUCCGUUUUUGUUUGAAAACUGCGAUUUUUUUCUCCGGUUUGGCCUACCGUCCACAUUUAUUCGGUGAAAACGAUCAACGUAUUUUUUAAAAAACGCAGGCUACUCGUUUACGCGAGGAAGGACGAAAACGGAGGUUUUCGAAUACGAUGAUGUAAUACAUCAUUUACUACUAGCAUAACGCAUGCUCUGUGAGGGAUGCUAUCGUAUUUCCAUUAAUUAUCGUUUUCGUAUGGGCGGGCGAAAACGAUUCGAACACGCUACGCAUUUUCACGUCGCUGUAGUGCAAAAACGACAAAGAAAUGUGCAAAAAAGUGUGAUGCAUGUGCGAAGUUGUUGUUUUGCUCAUUAAACCUAUUAUUCUCUUUUUUGUUGACCUUGUCGUUGCCAUCGCGUCGUUGGAUCUUAGGCCUACAAUUAAACGUCAAUAUUUUCAUGAGACGAACCAAACUCUAAUUUGGGUCGACCUGAAUUAAAGUAAGAUCGUCUGUUGGGUCAGACGUCGAACUUUGGAUGCGUCGAACCAAUCAACUGAACCAGAUCAGUAGUAGCCUGCGUGGCAGGCGCAAAAAGGGGAAGGGGAGGGGGGAGGGAGAAAGGUAAAAGGGAAGGGAGCGCCUGCUCUAAGAGCCUAUGUUUUUGCAUAACGCCUACCAAUUUUCUAGUAAUCCGAUUACGCUUACUGUCAAUCAAGUGUCGCUACACUCGCCAUUGCAGAAAAACAUUACACUCACGGACUAAAGAAAUUCGCUUAGUUAUUCAGAUCCAGAAGGCACUUUGGAGAAAAGUGGAACCCUUAUGCAGCCGUAAUGAAAAAAACUUUACGCUUCAGAAGAGGUCAAAGAAAUUGCGCUUGCAUCAGAAGGCAAAUCCUGCCGACCAGGAAACAAUAACUACAGUCAAUCGAUAUGUAUGUCAUGACCUCUCAGUGUGAAACAUGCGGCUAAAAUAAUAUUUGCCCAGUAUAAAUGCAGAACCUUCCAGAGCAUAAUCUACCCAGCUGGGUAGCCCAACAAUUUCAUCUCCUGCAACUGGUCUUCGAUAAUACUUUUCAGUGGCGAAAUGACGAGCUAAUCGCCGCAUUACCAUUUAGCUCGUAGUUCUUCACGCGUACAAACAUUUGGUAAAUUAAACUUCUUGCCGUAUCCGGUUCGCAAAACCGCCAGAACAUCUCUGUCGGCUAAAAGAGCCCUUACUGCUGAUUCUUGCUCUGGUUUUAAAACAGUUUCUCUACCACUAGAUAAAUUCACAUCUCCCAAAGCACUCUCUACGACAUCCACGUCUACCGCUGCCAUCUCGACUGUUUGUUGAUUUGUGAAACGCGCAUUUCAAUAUGCUACUCAUUACGGCUCAGCCAAUCAGGAAUUUGCGGACGCCAGCGUCCGCAGAUAUGAACAAAAGGGGGUUCUUAGAGCAGGCGUCCCCUCCCCCUCUCCCCAAUCCCCCUCCCCUUUUUCCCUUCCUCCUUAUCCCCUACCCCCUACCCCUUUCGACGCCUGCUACGCAGGCUAGAUCAGUAGUAAAUUUUCACCCGAAAGAGGCCAAAUAUACAUUAUCAUACAAAUUUUUAAUUUAUUGGUUUGGUGAUCGUCGCAUGUGAAGAUCGACGUGUUUGCCCCGGAGAAGAUCUUCAGACGUUCUAUACGUCUGAAGCAGACGGAUAGAACGUGUUGGACGAUCCAAACUCAUUCAGACGAAGUUAACUUAGCCAGACGUCAAUUUUUUUAUAAACUUAACUAAGUUCGGUUCGUCGCAUGAAAAAUUCGACGUUUGGCCUGAGCCAAAGUCACUAAUUGAACGGCCGUCGCCGUCGCCGUCACAAGAAUAUAAGGUGGAUUAUCUUGCAGCAUAUGCGUAUAGCCGUGGCAUUUUUCGUUUAAAAUUUUUAUUAGAAAAUUCAACAGACAAGUACGACAGUUAUUGCUGCAAAAAAUGGAUCCAACAACAAUUCGGUUUCUCAUCGUGCACUCUUUGAAUAAUUACUAAAGCCCCGUGCAAACAAAUGCAACAUUGUUGGCCAACAACUCCCAACAUUGUUGAAUGUUAAAUGUUGCGUCCGUUUGCAAACCCUGUGGCAUGUUGUUGCGUUUUGUUGGGAGUUGUUGAGCAAAGUUUGAAACUGGUCAAACGUUUAGGCCAACAUUUCCCUACACUUCUUUUGUUCCGUGAUCACUGAAGGGUAGCGCAGCAAUGUUGUAUCCGUUUGCACAGCUCUUCCAACAUUGUUAGAGCCACGCAUGCACAUUACACAUGGUUUCCAUAUUCUUAUGGGUUGUAUCCUUCCCACGAUGCACGGUGUGUCCCAACAUUGUUGGAAGUUGUUGCAUCCGUUUGCACACUACUCCCAACACGGACGUAACAACUCCCACUAUUGUUGGCCCAACGAUGUUGGGAGUUGUUGCGUCUGUUUGCACAUAGCUUAAGAUAUCGCGAAGAUGACUAUGUCGAACGCGAUAAUAAAUUUGAUCACCCUGAAGGUAAUAUUCUUGACAUUGUCAAUGUUUUUAUUUUCAGCUGGACUCGGCUCACUUGCUUUGAGUUUAACAUUUUUUCUUACUCCGCUGCCUGGCUAUAUCUCUGAUCGUUUUGGCUGUCGUAUCACAAACUUCGUGGGAGCCACGCUCUGCAUGACAGGCUUGGUGACGUCAUCAUUUGCUCAGAGCCUCACUCUCAUGUUCGUUACACACGGUCUGCUGAUGGGUUUAGGAAUAUCAUUUAUCUACAGUUCUUGCUUUCUUGCGAUAGCAAAAUACUUCAAAGAGAAGUUAUCCGUAGCAACUGGCAUUGUAGCUUUGGGAGCAGGUUUCGGUGUCUUUUUUACAGGCCCAUUGCUUCAAGUUCUUUCGGACUCGUAUGGCUGGAGAGGUGCUUACAGAAUAAUGGUGGCAUCUUUUAUUGUUGUUUGUAUCCUGGGGCUGACUUAUAACCCGAACGUACAAGAAACAACAUUGGUCACUUCCUUUAACAAUGACCAGGACAAAGAAGACAAAAUGAGUAGAAUUUCUCUUUACUGUAGCCUGUGGACAUUUCCUACUUUCGUCGCCGUGGUGACCUCUAUGCUGCUUACAGGAUUUGCGAUUUUCAUUCCAUUAAUUUUUCUGAUGAGUUUUUUCAUUAAACAAAUAAAUAAAUAA
Porites lobata is the source of this 9812-nucleotide messenger RNA. Lineage: Eukaryota; Metazoa; Cnidaria; Anthozoa; Scleractinia; Poritidae. The record is from the annotation of a GenBank genome assembly.